Molecule: messenger RNA, 4025 nt
Organism: Episyrphus balteatus (marmalade hoverfly)
Lineage: Eukaryota; Metazoa; Arthropoda; Insecta; Diptera; Syrphidae
Gene: kcc
Product: solute carrier family 12 member 6
Exons: 19
Coding region: 374-3199 (941 amino acids)
Biological process (GO): potassium ion import across plasma membrane; potassium ion homeostasis; cell volume homeostasis
Cellular component (GO): membrane
Molecular function (GO): potassium:chloride symporter activity
Source: RefSeq, a predicted model, not a curated record
CGCCGCGUUAUUCCUGAUAUAUUUUUGUUAAUACCUUUAGUUUUUUCGUAAAUUAUUAAUUAUUUUUGUUGCAUAUACUUAAAUUAAAUUCGUCUACCUAUAACAUUACAAUAUUCGAUUGGUGCUUGUAUUCAUUCAUGUAUAGUUUUAUUUCUUAUGGGAUACGAUUUUUUUAAAUAUUUUCUGGUUUUAUGAACGGUUUAUACCUAUGCUUAGGUUUGAAAAACAGUUAAACAAAGGUAAAGACAUUUUGAACUGCCCCAGAACUAACUACUUGACAUCGCUUGACAAUGUUUAUCAUUUCUUAAACAUUACCUAUGUUUUUUCAAUAUUGAUGCGAACAAGUUACAGACAAAAUAACCAGGAUCGUUAAAUGAACAUAAUGCCUGAAAGAUUUAAAGUAACGAGGGCAAGAGGAGAUGACGUAACACUUAAUCAUAUUACUGAGGAGGACACUGUUACAGGAGAACUGUUAUCAUAUACACAAGAGGAGAGAGAGAACUCAAGUUUGGAAGAAACCAAGGAUAGAUUAGAUGCAAAUUUGUACUUAUAUGACGAUGAACUUGAGACCAGACCCCAUGUGUCCGCCUUCAUUUCUUCAUUGGCCAAUUAUGAAAAUACAAUACCUGCAGCAACAGAUCCUGAUGCGAAACAAGCUCCACCAGUUGCACGAAUGGGCACCUUGAUCGGAGUAUUCCUGCCCUGCAUUCAAAAUAUUUUUGGUGUAAUCCUUUUCAUUCGCUUAACGUGGGUAGUCGGUACCGCUGGAGCUGUAUGUGGAUUUCUUAUAGUGCUUACUUGCUGUUGUGUGACAAUGCUAACAGCGAUAUCAAUGUCAGCAAUUGCUACGAAUGGCGUCGUACCGGCAGGAGGCAGCUACUUUAUGAUAUCAAGAUCUCUGGGGCCAGAAUUCGGAGGAGCUGUGGGGAUGCUUUUUUAUACAGGUACGACACUAGCAGCAGCUAUGUAUAUUGUCGGAGCGGUAGAAAUUGUACUUACCUACAUGGCUCCUGGGCUUUCUAUAUUUGGAGACUUUACGAAAGAUGCCGAAGCGAUGUACAAUAAUUUUCGGGUGUAUGGGUCCGGACUUCUGGUUGUCAUGGGUCUAAUUGUUUUUCUCGGAGUAAAAUUUGUGAAUAGAUUUGCAACUGUUGCUCUUGCCUGUGUUAUAUUCUCCAUCAUCGCAGUUUAUAUAGGAAUAUUUGAUAAUUUAAAUGGAAACGAAAAACUUUACAUGUGCGUUCUUGGCAAACGUUUACUCAAAGAUGUUCCAUUAGAAAACUGUACAAAAGAAGAAGGAGGAAUGAUAUACAAUGCAUUUUGUUCAGGUGGAGAGUGCAGCGCCUAUUAUAUAGCCAACAAUGUAACCAAAAUAAAAGGAAUCAAAGGAUUAUCGAGCGGAGUAUUUUAUGAAAAUAUCUUGCCAUCAUUCUUAGAGAAAGGGCAAUUUAUAGCCUACGGAGACAAUCAUCUGGAUCGUGGUACACCUGGUGAUGUUGCAUAUAAAGAAAUUCUAGCAGAUAUAACAACCUCAUUUACCUUAUUGAUCGGUAUUUUCUUCCCGUCUGUGACUGGUAUUAUGGCUGGAUCAAAUAGAUCGGGUGAUCUUGCUGAUGCUCAAAAAAGUAUACCAAUAGGAACAAUUUGCGCAAUCCUCACAACAAGUACAGUAUAUUUAUCCUGUGUAAUGCUCUUUGCUGGAACAGUUGAUAAUUUACUUCUGCGUGACAAAUUUGGGCAGUCCAUUGGUGGAAAAUUGGUUGUUGCAAAUAUUGCAUGGCCAAAUCAAUGGGUAAUUUUAAUUGGAUCAUUUUUGUCGACGCUGGGAGCUGGUCUUCAGAGUUUAACAGGAGCCCCCCGUUUAUUGCAAGCGAUAGCAAAGGAUCAAAUUAUACCAUUUUUAGCACCAUUUGCUGUCUCUUCAUCUAGAGGCGAACCGACUAGAGCUCUUCUUUUGACAAUUGUGAUUUGUCAGUGUGGUAUUUUACUAGGUAAUGUGGAUUUGUUGGCACCAUUGCUUUCUAUGUUCUUCUUGAUGUGUUAUGGAUUCGUUAAUCUGGCCUGUGCUGUUCAAACGCUCCUAAGAACUCCCAAUUGGAGACCUCGUUUUAAAUUCUAUCAUUGGUCACUGUCCCUAAUUGGACUGACACUUUGUAUUUCGGUAAUGUUCAUGACGUCAUGGUACUUUGCACUCAUAGCUAUGGGAAUGGCUAUAAUUAUUUAUAAAUAUAUUGAAUAUAGAGGUGCUGAAAAAGAAUGGGGUGAUGGAAUACGUGGAAUGGCUCUUACUGCUGCUCGUUAUUCACUCCUGCGAUUAGAAGAAGGUCCUCCCCACACAAAGAACUGGCGCCCACAAAUUUUGGUUAUGGCUAAAUUGAACGACAAUCUAAUGCCAAAAUAUAGAAAAAUAUUUUCGUUUGCAACACAACUUAAGGCCGGAAAGGGUUUGACAAUUUGUGUUUCUGUACUUCCAGGAGAUUACAAUAAAAUAAAUUCCCAAGCAACGCAAUGCAAACAAUCGCUUAGAAAAUUAAUGGACGACGAAAAAGUUAAAGGUUUUUGUGAUAUUCUUGUAGCAAGGGAGAUCGAAGAAGGAAUAAGCUCAGUAAUACAAACGAUUGGGCUAGGUGGAAUGAAACCUAAUACUGUAAUUGUUGGGUGGCCAUAUAGCUGGCGACAGGAAAAUAAACAAAGCUGGAGAACAUUUAUUCAAACUGUACGCACAGUUGCAGCAUGUCAUAUGGCCUUACUAGUACCGAAAGGCAUUAACUUUUACCCUGAAUCUAGCCACAAGAUAUCUGGAAACAUAGAUAUUUGGUGGAUUGUACAUGAUGGUGGACUGUUAAUGCUGCUCCCAUUUUUGCUUAAACAGCAUCGUACGUGGAAAAACUGUAAGCUUAGAAUUUUCACAGUUGCACAAAUGGAAGACAAUUCCAUUCAAAUGAAGAAAGAUCUUAAAACUUUCCUAUAUCAUUUGCGAAUAGAAGCUGACGUAGAAGUUGUUGAAAUGAUGAACAGCGAUAUUUCAGCAUAUACAUAUGAGCGCACACUUAUGAUGGAACAACGUAAUCAGAUGUUACGUGAAUUGCGCUUAAACAAGAAGGAUAACUUUAAAGUUCUGUGGAAAUUCGUUGUAGAUGAACUAAAAAAUUAUAAGAUCUGGAAAAUAAGAAAAUCAAACAAAUGUUUCUUCUUUUAGUCGAUAAAUAAAUGCUAAAACCAAUGUCAGUUUGAAGAAUAGUGACAGCUAUCUUAAUUCUUAAUUGUUUUCAAUAACCGACGAAAAACGCACAAAAACCGAAUAAACCACUCACCCAACUAAUUUUUCAACUAUUUUCCGACAAGAAACACGAAGAAAAUUUGUUAUUUUUCAAUUAAUAAUUUUUUCAAAUGAUAUUUUAUGAAAACAAAUUUCCUGUUUACUGCGAUUGAAAUAUAAAAAUUAAAGGACACUGGGCACCAAUUUGGUGCCCAUUUUUGACUAACAAAUUUUGACAACGUUCGGAAGAUAUUACCUUAUUUUGUAUACUGUGGUUUGCUCCUGCCUGAGAUAUGUAUUUACAUUUAAAUUUUACGAGUCAGGUACUAAAAGCAUCAGAAAAAUAAAAAGAAAACUUUCUCGGUUCAUUUGCAUUUCCAGAUGUAUAUAAUGACUGGACUCUCUACAAACGGAGAUUGUCUUUCUGUAGAUGUAGAAAACAAAAAUUCUCUCACCAAAAUCAUAAAAGACUAUGAAAGCCAAGAAAACUUUGCAGCCACAGCGGGUAAUACCCGCAACCAGAAAACCAAAAUAAAACUUUAUCUUUUUUUAUAUUAUCUGCUCUAAUAUAUUUAAUAAACUAGCCCAAAAAAUUAAGGGAACAAAAAAAAAAGAUUUUUUUAGUGAUUUUCGACAGGCUGUAUCUCAGUAAAAAAAUGAUCGCAUCAUGACAAAUCAAAAAGUGAGUGAAAGCUACAUUAUUCUAGUUUUAGGAUUUUAUGACUAAAUAUUUUAUUUCUAACGGUAAAAUAGGUUAAUCGUUGGA